This is a messenger RNA of Quercus lobata, 1697 nucleotides long. RefSeq lists its product as uncharacterized. The transcript is spliced from 2 exons. Lineage: Eukaryota; Viridiplantae; Streptophyta; Magnoliopsida; Fagales; Fagaceae. The coding region runs from base 192 to 1307 and encodes 371 amino acids. The record is from RefSeq and is a predicted model, not a curated record.
CUCCCUUGUCCCAAGGUGAAUUCGUCUUUGCUCAUGUUCUACGUAGUUUUGUGAAGCUCAUAAGUAAUAUUAGGCCCUCAGCAUCAUCACUAUCCGUGCUAUUCAAUCCACUGAUUCUUUGAUCGUUAUUAAUUGGCGCCGUCUGUGGGGAAAGAUUGUUUUACAGUUUUCUUCUCCAUGACAAUAGGUUGAUGGUACGGACUAGAUCGAGGGCGACUAGCCCAAGCCAUCAGGGAAGCAGAGAUGCUUCAAGCAACCCUAAUCAUGAUCGUCAAUCUGCACCGGUCAUGCAGACAUCAUCUGUCCAACAUGUGCAAUCUAUGGCGGCCGCAAUGGUGGAGUUGACUCGCCAAAACCAAGAGUUAAGAAUGGAGAUUAAUCUAAGGAGGCAGACACGUGAAGAACGUGAAGGAGGAGGACAAAUACAAAGUCAUGAUGAUAGAGAGAAUACUGAAAUUGGAAGUCAGUUAAGAGGCACCACUUCACAAACGGUACCACAUUUGAAAGAAGAGAUGGACCAAAUAAAGAGAGUCAUGGAGGAAAUGAAUGAGAAUAUGAGGAGGGCGAAUCCGAUAGAAGAUUUGGUCCACAGAACUGAUUCCCCCUUUACGGCUUCCAUUAACAAUCACCCUCUACCAUCAAAGUUCAAGUUGCCUUCUCUGAAUUCGUAUGAUGGAACAUGUGACCCGUUUGAUCACACUGCCACCUUUAAGACCACCAUGCACCUUCAAGUGGUUCCCAAUGAAAUAAUGUGUAGAGCCUUCCUGAUUACCCUCAAAGGCCCAGCACGAGUUUGUUCUAGCAAAAUACCCCCGAAUUCGGUAAGUUCUUUUGAAGAGUUGAGCAAGUUGUUUGUUAAUAAUUUCAUUGGAGGACAAAGACACAAGUGUUCCUCGUCCAGCUUGUUGACCAUAGAGCAAGGAGAGAAUGAGAGCCUACGGUCGUUCAUCACCUGUUUCAAUAGAGAAGCCCUAAGUGUGGACGAGGCAGAUGAUAAGCUCCUAUUGGCGGCCUUCCACAAUGGGGUGAAUUCGGAUUUGUUUAUACAUAAACUCUAUGAAAAAGAGCCUCAGUCUAUGGCUGAACUCGUCCAUUCGACUCAAAAUUUUAUGAAUGCAGAAGACGCGAUCAUCAAUAAGAAGAGGAAGAGAUCUGAAAGAGUAGAAGCAAACCCCAGUUGCCAUCCCGAGCAAGGCUCUCGUCCAAAGAAAGGACGGACGGAAGAAAGGAAAGACCGGGAUAGUAAGAAGCCAAGCUCUUCAGCGUGGAACCAACAAUAUACCCCUUUGAACGUGCCACUUGAGUAGGUCCUUGUGCAAAUCAAGGAUGAUCCUUCCUUAAAGUGGCCGGAGAAAAUGAAGGGAGAUCCCAAUAAGUGCAAUAGAAACAAGUAUUGUCGCUUCCAUAGGGAUCACAGUCAUGAUACAGACGAGUGUUUUGAUUUAAAGCAGCAAAUUGAAAAUCUCAUAAGGCAAGGGAAGUUGAGGAAUUUCCUUGGAUGAGACCACAGGGACGAUAAACUGAAAGGGAAGAUGGAAGAAUCAUCACGGCUAGGGGUGUGCGCGGUUCAGUAAGGGCGGUUUUUUUCCAAAUUUAUUACUGUCCACAAAUGCCAAAAGAAAGAUAUACAAAUUAAAUUAGCAUUUAGGAAAAAAAAUGCUAAUUGCUUGUAUCCCCAAUAAUAAUCCCACCCAUAA